AUAUCAUACACGUAGUGCAUUAACAUAAUAAAAUACUGCAUUUGAUUAUUUUAUUUUUAUGUAUUUUGUUUUGAUACCAACUUACUGUACUAAUUUUCAUUUGUGUGAUUAAAAAAAAAAUCAAAAUGAACGGAAUUGCACUCUUCGUGCCUUUGUACACCAUUGCGGUGCUUAUCAUCGGUGCCUCAAUCACAGCUGGUAUUUUUGUAUUCCACGUUGCUGUCGCACCCCUCGUAUUCAAAUACUCCAAAACGUUCCGUAGAAGCCUUAUUUUUGCUAACUUCGUCCAAUGGCCUUUGAACAUAGACUUCGACGAUCCAAAGGCAAGCGGCGUAGAAGGAGGCAGAAAUUUCAACAUCGAGUACAAAUCGAAAGUUGACAAUUGUAACAUUAGGAUCGGCGUUUGGCACAUUCUACCGAAGAGUGCAUACGAAAAAUUAAAAGGUAGCUUCGAAGAGAAUGCCGAUAAGGAAGAGUUAAACAAACUCAUGGACGCAGAGUUAAAUGACUCCAAGUAUCCCAUCGUUCUUUACUGUCAUGGUAAUUCCAAUAACCGCGCGACGUCACAUCGAGUUCAACUUUACAAUUUCUUUCAAAAAAUGGACUAUCAUACGAUCGCUUUUGACUACAGAGGUUAUGGUGAUUCAACAAAGGUGAAACCGAGUGAAGAUGGUGUCGUGGAAGAUUCUUUAAUCGUGUACGACUGGCUCAACUCCACUAUAGAGAAGGCGCCCGCGAAGCCGCCAGUUUUUGUAUGGGGACAUUCUCUUGGAACGGGGAUAUCCUCACAUCUCCUAGGCAAUCUAGAUAGGUUAUCUAAGAAUAUCCUAGAACGCUCUAGCGCCUUGCCGAGACCCAAUGGAUUGAUAUUGGAAGCGCCCUUCAAUAACUUAGAGGACGAAGUUUAUUAUCAUCCUUUAAGUUUCCUAGUGUCCUGGCUGCCAUACUUUAGAAAAAUGUUUGUGGAACCCUUCGUGAAUUGUCCGGAACACUCCUUCCGUUCGAGCGAACACCUCGCCCGGGAACCGAACCUGCCUAUACUGGUGUUACACUCUAAAGACGAUAAGAUCGUGUCGCACUAUGUGGGUGAGAAGCUGUACAAGGAAGUAUUAGCGUCUCGGGGCUCCGACGGGGCUACAAUUAAACUACAUUCCUUUGACGAGAAAGAAAACCUAGGACACAAGGGGAUCUGUCUAGCUAAAGAUCUGUCUCAGGUCGUCGGUGAUUUCGUGUCAAACCACCGAUGAGAAAAUUAGACUAGUACACUUACGCUUAGCAAUCUCUGGGGGUACAGCGCUUGCAAACAAUUUACACUGCUUUCUAAUUUAUUAAAAUAAAUAAUUUGAAACUGAAA
Messenger RNA from Melitaea cinxia (Glanville fritillary), 1354 nucleotides. Its product is annotated as lysophosphatidylserine lipase ABHD12-like. Gene Ontology annotation, molecular function: phosphatidylcholine lysophospholipase A1 activity; monoacylglycerol lipase activity. Bases 126 to 1247 code for a protein of 373 amino acids. NCBI's taxonomy places the organism in Eukaryota, Metazoa, Arthropoda, Insecta, Lepidoptera, Nymphalidae. The transcript is spliced from 10 exons. Gene Ontology annotation, cellular component: endoplasmic reticulum membrane. The record is from RefSeq and is a predicted model, not a curated record. Gene Ontology annotation, biological process: monoacylglycerol catabolic process; phosphatidylserine catabolic process.